UUCUUUCUAGUUCCCAUGGCAAUUCCCAGGAGGGAGACUCAUUCAUAUGGCAUUUUUAUUUCGUAAUUGGGUCGUGGGUAUUUACGGAAAUCACGUCACUUUUCACCUAGAAUGCAAAACAAUUAACUAGUUGUUAGGUGCAAAAAAUGUUGGCCCUGGUUUUUUAUGGGCAUUACGCGUUCGGAGAUCCUUGCUAGGAGUUUAGUCAAAUGUUAAUGUGUUUAUUAUACGGGGGAUUGUCUUUUAGUUUCGAUCGGGGCGAAUUAAAUGUUUUGGUGAGAGCAGAUGAGAUGAGAUUCCUAUUUUUUCGGGAUUUCCGUUUGUGGACUGAGUCAACUCAUCACCAUGAACAAAAAUGGACCACCACCUUCCUAUGACCAGCCCCCACCAACAGCACCACCCAGCUACUUUCAGAGUGUGGGAGGUGUCCCGCCCGCCAGUCCAUACACUCCAGCACCAACAUAUGCUCAGGGACCAGCGAUAGUCACCACAAUAGUGCCAUUGGGCUCCGGACCUACCCACACCAUCUGUCCCCACUGCCGUGUGGAGAUUGAAACAGCUACUAAAUCAGAGCCUGGGAUGAUUGCAUACAUCUCUGGUGCUGUUAUUGCAUUACUUGGAUGUUUCUUCGGAUGCUGUCUGAUCCCCUGUUGCAUCGACGAAUGCAUGGACAUCCACCAUACCUGUCCAAACUGCAAGGCAUAUCUCGGAAAGCACGCGAGAUAGAGUAAUUCCACACGCCCUGACGAAAUAAGCAGCACAAGAGCAAAGAAAGAACACUACCACUGUAGUAUCUACAAGCUUAAAAACUCAAGAACAAUUCUGUCCCCACGAGCAAGAAUCUCAACUGCAAAUUAAAUUUGCACAGAAUUUAAAUACGAAUUCAACGAAUAAGAGACUAUUUAACGAACAAAUUAAUUCUAUUGACAGCUAAUCGAUUGCAGUGAGCGUUAUUUCAAUGGCACAUUUAAAGUAAUUGUUGAACACGAUUUAUGACGGAGGUCGUCGUUUCGAUGACAUUUCAAAUGAUUCAAUGGUUUUAUCACGACUUUUGGAGCACUUUUGAACGUUUUACAACGAAAAAUAUUCAAAUUGGUGGAGAUUGGUGAUGAGAUUAAAAAAGGAGCCUUUUAAUCAUCGAUAUAAUAGUAUAUUCCAAUUUUUCAAGAAUGAAAAAUCUCAAUGGUCACAACAGGAAAGUUAAUUAGGGGAGAUGAACCUCAGUGCCUUUGCCACAAGACUCGUCCAAGUACAGUUUCAGAGCAAGAAAUUCAGGGAAAAUAUUUUUUAUUCCUUUUUUUUCGAGGGUGAGCGUCUUUAAUGAUAAAACUUAGGGAAAUUUAAUUAUUGAGCGAUCGUUUUGAUCUCUAUUUUCACAUUGUAUUUACGCAGAUCAUUAUAUGUGCUUAAUCAAAUUGCUUUGAAUAAUAUGUUAACAUAAGCAGAUGUAUUUAUACUGACUAUUUCAGAUUUAUGGAAUGUAGUAAAUAAAAUUUUCGAGUAUGUGUAAAUAA
This is a messenger RNA of Diachasma alloeum, 1514 nucleotides long. RefSeq names its product cell death-inducing p53-target protein 1. The transcript is spliced from 4 exons. The coding region runs from base 346 to 726 and encodes 126 amino acids. Gene Ontology annotation, molecular function: zinc ion binding. The record is from RefSeq and is a predicted model, not a curated record. NCBI's taxonomy places the organism in Eukaryota, Metazoa, Arthropoda, Insecta, Hymenoptera, Braconidae.